Messenger RNA from Ectocarpus sp. CCAP 1310/34, 2265 nucleotides. The record is from the annotation of a GenBank genome assembly. Lineage: Eukaryota; Phaeophyceae; Ectocarpales; Ectocarpaceae.
AUGGCCCGGAUGGAUACUCCAGCCCUGCUUCGCAAGUGGUACAGCAGCAUGGGCCAGUCGGUGACGAGGAGUAUGGUGAUGGACGAGAUGCGUUCGUUGCUCUCAAGCAGAAGUACCGUGUUGAGGGUGUAUUUCGCAUGCAACAGCUCCAUGANAUUCCUGGAGCUGUGCAAGUCCCUCGGAAUUACGGUCAAAACUAGCGCUCCAUACACUCCACAGCAGAACUCCAUCGCAGAACGUGGAUUUGGCACCAUCAUCGGAACUACUCGCAAACUAAUGCUGGGCGCACCGCACCUUCCCAGCGAGCUGUGGGCUGAAGCAUUUCAGACCGCCAUCUAUCUCAAGAAUCGCACACCAACUGAAGUCCUCGGGGGCAAAUCCCUACUCGAGCCUGGUAUGGUAGAAUCAAACGAGGAAGAAACUAACGACGAUAGCGAUGAAGAAGCAGGCCAAAGUACUGCAAAGUCGACACCAUCUGUUCCAGAACCACGACGGAGCGCCAGGGCAUCUGCACCGCCGCAAAGGUUGAAUCUAUUUACGGUGACCUCGGAGGAGGAUGCUCAUCAGCAGGUGGAACAAGCUCUUCUGAUAGGGGGUGUACUCGGAAACGUCGGGACGGGCAACCCUGGAGAAAAAGGUUACAGGCCUCCCGACCCGACCAACUACGACGACGCAACACGUGGACCAGAUGCUGACCACUGGAGGGGGAGUAUGCGCGAAGAAAAUCGUUCGCUCGCGGAACUCGAUGUAUACGAUUGGGUGAAACGGCCGGCGGACGGUGAUAAACUUCCGUCAAGAUACCUAUACAAACGGAAGUACGCAGCAGACGGAGAACUAGCUCGACUGAAGAGUCGUAUCGUGGUCCAAGGCUUCCGUCAAGAAGACACGGGGGAAGACAAGGCAUCAUCAGUGGCCACAUUGGAGGCGGCUGACAUCAAGACAGCGUUCCUACAUGCCAGGAUCCCCGCUAACGCAGACCCGAUUUAUGUUUGUCCUCCGAAAGGUUUCGAAUGCUCUCCAGAACAAGCACGGCAGGUGUGGCGGCUAAAGGCAUGGCUCUACGGAUUGCGUCUCUCCCCGAAAGGCUGGUGCAGCACCUUUCACGACUUCCUGAUUGAGAAAGGGUUCGUACAGAGUAAACCAGACCCCUGCCUUUACAUUCUCGAAGCGGAAGGAGUUAUCCUUCUCGUGUACGUUGACGACAUCCUGUUGUCGGGGAAGGACGAGGAGAAGGUCAUGAUGGUCAUUGAUCUGCUGAAGGAAGGANGCCUUUACAUUCUCGAAGCGGAAGGAGUUAUCCUUCUCGUGUACGUUGACGACAUCCUGCUGUCGGGGAAGGACGAGGAGAAGGUCAUGAUGGUCGUUGAUCUGCUGAAGGAACGGUUCAACACGGUGUUCUUGGGGGAUGCUCAGCACCUGCUUGGUAUGAAGCUUGAGAGGAACGUCGACGCCGGUACCAUAUUCCUUUCUCAAGAGACGUACGCAAAGACCGUGCUCGACCAGUUCGGAAUGGCCGAAUCGCGCCCGGUGAAGACACCGGCGGAACCUGGACCUAUCAGCAUCGAGGAGGAGAAGGUUUUAUCUCCAGAGGACACCAAAUACUACCGGUCCGCCACGGGUAGCCUUCUGUAUCUCAGCAGGGGCUCAAGACCGGACAUCACACACUCGGUGAUGGUGCCCGCGAAGAGUAUGGCGAAGCCAGGUCCCAGAGCGAUGACAAAGCUGAAGCGGGUACUCCGGUAUCUAAAAGGAAAGACCUCUAUCGGAAUCACAUACACCGAAGACGCCGACGGCGGAGAUGAACUCACGGCGUACGUGGACUCUGAUUUUGCAGGUGACCAAGACAAAGGCUACUCCACAACCGGUGCCGUUCUCUAUCUCGCAGGUGCCCCAGUGGACUGGAUAUCCAAGAAGCAAACGGUGCUGGCCAUCUCAACGUUCGAGGCUGAAGCCGUUGCCCUGUCCAAGGCGUGCACUAUUGUCAUCCACUUUCGUAAUUUGCUGAAGUCGCUGAACAUGAAGCAGGAGCAGCCCACGGUAGUGUUUGAGGACAACACAGGCGCUAUAGCGCUUGCUAUGGGCGCCAAACUCACGCCCCGUACUAAACAUAUCGACGUCAAGUAUCACCACGUUCGGUACUUAGAGGAGAAGAAAAUCGUCGACGUCAAUUAUAUCGAGACUAACUUGCAGAAGGCUGACAUCCUGACUAAAAGUCAGGGAGCUGUGAAGUUCCUCCAGAACCGCCUUCUCUUGCUUGGAGUGUAA